Messenger RNA from Striga hermonthica, 1593 nucleotides. NCBI's taxonomy places the organism in Eukaryota, Viridiplantae, Streptophyta, Magnoliopsida, Lamiales, Orobanchaceae. The record is from the annotation of a GenBank genome assembly.
AUGUGUGGUGCCUCUCCAUUAAUGGGUUCUAUAGUCUUGUUUGUGGCAUUAACCUCUCUUUGCCUACUUCCACACCAUGCACAAGCCGUUACACGACGCUACGAAUUCAAUAUCACGAUGCAAAAAGUUACUCGAUUGUGCCACACGAAGAGCAUAGUAACCGUGAACGGGAAGUUCCCGGGACCUCGAAUUGUCGCACGGGAGGGCGACCGUUUGCUUAUAAAAGUCACGAAUCACGUCCCCAACAACAUUACCCUCCAUUGGCAUGGAAUUAAGCAGCUUCGUAGCGGAUGGGCUGAUGGCCCCGCGUACGUGACCCAAUGCCCGAUCCAAACCGGACAUAGCUACGUGUACGACUUCACCAUAGUGGGCCAACGUGGAACCCUUUUCUGGCACGCGCACAUCUCGUGGCUCAGGUCGACACUCUACGGGCCCAUCAUCAUCCUCCCGAAAAAGGACGUACCUUACCCUUUCGAGAAACCUUUCGACGAAGUCCCAAUCAUAUUUGGGGAAUGGUUCAAUGCCGAUACCGAGGCAAUCAUCAGCCAGGCCUUGCGAACCGGUGGAGGCCCGAACGUGUCAGAUGCUUACACCAUAAACGGGCUUCCCGGGCCACUUUACAAUUGCUCUUCCAAGGAUACAUUCCGGUUGAAGGUGAAGCCCGGGAAAACAUACCUACUUCGCGUGAUCAACGCUGCUCUCAACGACGAGCUUUUCUUUAGCGCUAAAUUUUUUAUGAUGGCCCGACCAUACGUCACGGGCCAAGGCACUUUUGACAAUUCGACCGUAGCCGGGAUUCUCGAAUACGAGCCCCCGAAACCAACAAAAAACACGAAACAACUCCCACUCCUUAAACCGACCCUUCCGCCACUAAACGACACAGCAUUCGCCACGAGCUUCUCGAAAAAACUGCGAAGCCUCGCCAACUCACGGUUUCCCGCCAACGUCCCUAGAGAAGUCGACAAACGGUUCUUCUUCACAGUCGGGCUCGGAACAAGCCAGUGCGAAGGGAACCAGACUUGCCAGGGGCCCAAUGGGACCAAAUUCGCGGCCUCGGUAAGCAACAUAUCGUUCGUCCAGCCCACGACCGCGCUUCUCCAGGCACACUUUGAUGGCCUGUCGGGCCGAGUCUACAGCCCAGACUUUCCCUACAGCCCGAAGUGGUUCAACUACACCGGAAACCCACCCAACAACACAAUGGUUGGAAACGGGACGAAGCUCAUGGUCCUACCGUACAACACAAGAGUCGAGCUCGUUAUGCAGGACACGAGCAUUCUCGGGGCCGAGAGCCAUCCGCUUCACCUCCACGGAUUCAAUUUUUUCGUUGUGGGGCAAGGGUUCGGGAAUUUCGACCCGAAAAAGGACCCGAAAAGCUUCAACCUUGUCGACCCGGUCGAGAGGAACACUGUCGGCGUGCCGUCCGGCGGAUGGGUCGCCAUCCGGUUCUUGGCCGAUAAUCCGGGUGUGUGGUUUAUGCAUUGUCAUUUGGAGGUGCACACGAGCUGGGGAUUGAAGAUGGCGUGGCUUGUUCUGGACGGCGAGCUUCCCGACCAGAAGCUUCCUCCUCCUCCGGCUGAUCUUCCCAAAUGCUGA